CUGAGAGAUAUCAGGUAUUGAUGUAACUGGAGUGAAUAAAGGAACCUUCUUCCUGAGCACAGACAUUGGAGCCUGUUAUCAGCAUGAACUCAUAUGUGUUAGACAAACACAUCAAUAGUUCAUAUCUAUCCAUCACUACAGUCUUAGACACCAAUGACUAUUCACAAACUUUGGGGAUAUCACAGCAGAUAUUUAGAGAAGAUGGUGAAUUGACCGGAACUGGGCAGCAAUCACUAUGUGCAGAGAGUAAUUUAGUCAUCAAUCAAGAGGACAACAUUUAUGCCUUAUCUAGUGAAAUGAUUAUCCCCGAGGAUAAACCACACACAUUUACUGAGUUUUCAAAACAUAUUAAAGAAGGGAAAAGUCUACAGUCUAGCCAAAUGAUUCAUACAAAGGAGAAACCUUUCAAAUCUACAGAAUGUGAGAAAAGCUUUAGAUGGAAGUCUCAUCUACUAGAACAUUACAAAAUUCACACAGGUGAGAAACCACACACGUGUACUGAGUGCGGCAAAUGUUUUACACAAAUGGAACAUCUGAAAACUCAUGAAAGGAGUCACACAGGAGAAAAGUCAUUCACAUGUACAGAGUGUGGAAAAAGUUUUAAACAAAUAAGUCAUCUGAAAACUCAUGAAAGGAUUCACACAGGGGUAAAGCCUUUCACGUGUACAGAGUGUGGGAAAAGUUUUAUACAAAUGAAUAGUCUGAAAUAUCAUGAAAGCACUCACAAAGGGGAAAAGUCGUUCACAUGUACAGAGUGUGGAAAAAGUUUUAUACAAAAGAGUCAUCUGAAAUAUCAUGAAAGGAUUCACACAGGAGAAGAGCCUUUCGCAUGUACAGAGUGUGGAAAAAGUUUUACAGAAAAGUGUAAUCUGAAACAGCAUGAAAGGAUUCACACAGGAGAAAAGCCUUACACAUGUACAGAUUGUGGAAAAAGUUUUACAAAAAAGUGUAAUCUGAAAGCUCAUGAAAGGAUUCACACAGGAGAAAAGCCUUUCACAUGUACAGAGUGUGGAAAAAGUUUUACACUAAAGAGUAGUCUGAAAUAUCAUGAAAGGAGUCACACCGGAGAAAAGCCUUUCACGUGUACAGAGUGUGGAAUAAGUUUUAUACAAUUGAGUAGUCUGAAAUAUCAUGAAAGGAGUCACACAGGAGAAAAGCCUUUCACGUGUACAGAGUGUGGAAUAAGUUUUAUACAAUUGAGUAGUCUGAAAUAUCAUGAAAGGAUUCACACAGGAGAAAAGCCUUUCAUAUGUACAGAGUGUGGAAAAAGUUUUACACUAAAAAGUAGUCUGAAAUAUCAUGAAAAGAGUCACACAGGAGAAAAGCCUUUCACGUGUACAGAGUGUGGAAAAAGUUUUACACAUAUGAGUACUUUGAAAACUCAUGAAAGGAUUCACAAGGGAAAAAACCUUUCACAUGAUGUCAUCGACACCGGCUGCUGUAUUGUUACCUGGAUAUUUGAUGUGACCGUCUCUUUGGAAGCUGAGCCGCUUCACACUGUCUCCAUCGAUCCUUCGGCGUCUGACGUCAUCAGACCUCACUUCCGGUAUCGCGUGUCCCAGCCGUCUGUGAGGAGAUCUAGCCUAAAACAAGACAAAAAAGUCACAUUCAGUGAGACAGAAUAUGAAUAUGACACUUCAGAUCAGGAAACACCUUCACAUCAAGUUAGUAAUUCUUUACCAGUUAAGGAAUCUAUUUCUGUGUUAGACAUCCCUUCCACCUCUAAUAUCACACAGUCAAAAAACGGGGUGGGCCUUUCCAAACCCAAUACGAAAUUAAAAACAAAAAGAAAAUGCCUCACUGAACAAGAAAUUUCUUUAUUACAAAGGGGCCUUAACUUUGCACCUAGUUGCAAUUUUAACCUCUUCUCCACAGUGUUAGAUGUAAAUAGAUUCGUCAGAACCCUAACAUUGAAAAAACACUUUGCAAAUGAUGAUGAAAGUGCAAAUGAAGAAGCAAAUGAUCAGGCUGUUUGCGUUCAACAAACUCCUAAUUUUAAUUUCAAUGAUUAUACCGCAAUGGUAGAUAUGCAAGAACUCAUUGAGGAGAAUGAGUUUACGCAAACAGCCAGAUCAGGUCCUUCAGAGAAAGACAUUAAUCUGAAAAGGUUUAAAGAAAAAAGUGUAUUUUACCCCAUUCACAGUAGGGGUCAACAUUUACAAGUAUUCCAACAAACUCUUGAAACACAAUUAAUUGCAUUAAACAACGAGAACAAAAAGAAAAACACAUACAAAGACAGUAAUUUAACAUCUCAAGAAAGAAAAGCUAUCCAGACACUCAAAGACGAUCAGAGUAUAGUUAUUAGGGAAUCUGAUAAAGGUGGCAACACAGUAAUUUUAAACAGGAAAGAUUACCUAAUUGAAGCUAACAGACAGCUUACAAAUAAAGAUGUAUACCAACCCCUUUCAUCUGACCCUACUAAGCUAUACAGUAAAAUUUUGUCAGAAAUAAUACACAAAGCUAGACUAGAUGGAGUAUUUUCUGAUAUGGUCAUGGAGUAUUUACUGCCUAAAAAUCCUUGUGUCCCCAUAUUCCAUCAGCUUCCAAAGCUACAUAAAGAUCCUAUACACCCUCCAGGCCGCCCAAUAGUGGCAGGCAUAGGUUCUUUAAAUGAAAGAUUAUCUGAUUUGGUUGAUACAUACUUACAACCCAUAGUUGUUGAUUUAUAUGGUUACUUGAAAGACACAACAUCAUUCAUUGAAAAAAUCAAACAUGUUACAUGGUACAUUGACGAUUUGGUGUUGGUGUGGGACGGAGACCAGCAAUCAGUUGCUAGGUUUCUUGACUAUGUCAACAGCAACAAACUCAAUUUAUCCUUCACUAUGACUGAAAAUGCCAACACUAUAAACUUUUUGGAUGUUACUUUAACAUCUAAUAAUGAUACACAUUCUAUUGAUAUAGAACUUUUUAGAAAAAGCACAGCAGACAAACACGUCAAUAGUUCAUAUCUGUCCUUCACUACAGUCUUAGACACCAAUGACUAUUCACAAACAUUGGGGAUAUCACAGCAGAUAUUUAGAGAAGAUGGUGAAUUGACCGGAACUGGUCUGCAAUCACUAUGUACAGAGAGUAAUUUAGUCAUCAAACAAGAGGACAACAUUUAUGCCUUAUCUAGUGAAAUUAUUACCCCUGAUGAUAAACCACACACACUUACUGAGUUUUCAAAACAUAUUAAAGAAGGGAAAAGUCUACAGUCUAGCCAAAUUAUUCAAAUAAAGGAGAAACCUUUUCAAUGUACAGAGUGUGAGAAAAGCUUUAGAUGGAAAUCUCAUCUACUAGAACACUACAAAAUUCACACAGGUGAGAAACCACACACAUGUACUGAGUGCGGCAAAUGUUUUACACAAAUGAAUGAUCUGAACACUCAUGAAAGGAGUCACACAGGAAAAAAGCCUUUCACAUGUACAGAGUGUGGAAAAAGUUUUAUACAAAUGAGUAGUCUGAAAUAUCAUGAAAGGAUUCACAAAGAAGAAAAGCCUUUCACGUGUUCAGAGUGUGGAAAACGUUUUACACAAAAGAGUGAUCUGAAAAAUCAUGAAAGGAUUCACACAGGAGAAAAGCCUUUCACAUGUACAGAGUGUGGAAAAAAAUUUACAGCAAAGAGUAAUCUGAAAAAGCAUGAAAGGAUUCACACAGGAGAAAAGCCUUUCACAUGUACUGAGUGCAGCAAAUGUUUUACACGAAUUCAUCAUCUGAAAACUCAUGAAAGGAUUCACACAGGAGAAAAGUCUUUCACAUGUACAGAGUGUGGAAAAAGUUUUACAGAAAAGAGUACUCUGAAAACUCAUGAAAGGAUUCACACAGGAGAAAAGCCUUUCACAUGUAGAGAGUGUGGAAAAAGUUUUACAGAAAAGAGUACUCUGAAAAUUCAUGUAAGGAUUCACACAGAAGAAAAGCCGUUCACAUGUACAGAGUGUGGAAAAAGUUUUACACAAAUAAGUAGUUUGAAAUCUCAUGAAAGGAUUCACACAGGAGAAAAGCCUUUCACGUGUACAGAGUGUGGAAUAAGUUUUAUACAAAUGAGUAGUCUGAAAUAUCAUGAAAGUAUUCACACAGGAGAAAAGCCGUUCACAUGUACAGAGUGUGGAAAAAGUUUUACACUAAAGAGUACUCUGAAAAAUCAUGAAAGGAGUCACACAGGAGAAAAGCCUUUCACAUGUACAGAGUGUGGAAAACGUUUUACACAUAUGAGUACUUUGAAAACUCAUGAAAGGAUUCACAAGGGAAGAAACCUUUCACAUGUUUAGAAAGUGGAAAAAAAGGUUUUUAUUGAAAUCAGGUAUCACAGAACAGCAAAUAUUUACACACAAAUAAAUUUUAUAAACGCAGUGUACAAACCUUUUACAAUUAUCUUAAAGAGGAGAAACUCUAAAUGGAAGCAUCAAAAAGGAUCCUAUUGUAAAAAAUACUUUCUAAAUCCCAGUUCUAAAAGCCCCAGAUUGGAAGUUCUCUCCUGCUGUGCUUUGUUCCUCUAUAUAUGUGCACCUCAGUUUCUCUCAUAUCAAUGUGAUAGAAUCCAAACACCACACAGGAAUAUACAACUCUGUCGUCAUACUGACCAGUUUAUACAACCAUUCACCACCAAAGCACCCCCAGUGUUGUUUAUUAAUAUGCCAGUGUUAGGAGUUGUACUUUUGUUUUACAUAGAGGAGAAAAUAAUUAUAUUUACAGAAUAAAGGAGUCUUUAUAUGAA
This is a messenger RNA of Bombina bombina (fire-bellied toad), 4693 nucleotides long. RefSeq lists its product as uncharacterized. The record is from RefSeq and is a predicted model, not a curated record. The coding region runs from base 84 to 4247 and encodes 1387 amino acids. NCBI's taxonomy places the organism in Eukaryota, Metazoa, Chordata, Amphibia, Anura, Bombinatoridae. The transcript has 8 exons.